Messenger RNA from Epinephelus moara (kelp grouper), 5092 nucleotides. It is a transcript of the gene herc4, whose product is annotated as HECT and RLD domain containing E3 ubiquitin protein ligase 4. The transcript is spliced from 25 exons. Lineage: Eukaryota; Metazoa; Chordata; Actinopteri; Perciformes; Serranidae. Bases 154 to 3297 code for a protein of 1047 amino acids. The record is from RefSeq and is a predicted model, not a curated record. Gene Ontology annotation, biological process: protein ubiquitination; ubiquitin-dependent protein catabolic process. Gene Ontology annotation, cellular component: cytoplasm. Gene Ontology annotation, molecular function: ubiquitin protein ligase activity.
CAGCAGCUCCAUACAGCAGUUGUUGACAGACACUGGAGUGGAGGGAUUGGUCGGGCCAGCAAAGGACAAAACUGGAAGACGAUAACAUCGUCAGAGCUGGUGGGUUUGAGAAGGGGAUACAGCUGGCGUGUCUAACCAGAGUUGAGAGCUACGAUGCUGUGCUGGGGAAAUGCCUCCUACGGACAGUUAGGCUUGGGUGGGAUUGAUGAGGAGAUUGUGGUUGAGCCACGAAAAUGUGAGUUCUUUCAGGGGAAGCAAGUGUGUGAUGUGGGGUGUGGCCACAGACACACAGCCUUCCUGCUGGAGGAUGGGACAGUAUAUACCUGUGGCUGCAAUGACCUGGGGCAGCUGGGACAUGAGAAGUCCAGAAAGAAACCAGAGCAGGUAGUGGCCCUGGAUGCACAGAUCAUACUGGCAGUGUCGUGUGGAGAGGCUCAUACACUCGCCCUGAAUGACAAAGGGCAGGUUUUCUCAUGGGGUCAGGGCUCAGAUGGGCAGCUGGGCCUAAAUAACUUUGAAGAAUGUGUUCGUGUGCCUAGAAAUAUCAAGAGUUUGUCAGAUGUACAAAUUGCUCAGGUAGCCUGUGGGUUUUGGCACUCCCAUGCACUUUCAAGAGGAGGCCAAAUCUUCUCCUGGGGCCACAAUCGAUACGGACAACUUGGGAUAGGAAUAAAUGGACAGAGCAUUUCCACGCCCCAAAUCAUUCAGUCUGUACAGGGUAUUCCUUUUGCCCAGAUAUCAGCAGGUGGAGCUCACAGCUUUGCCCUCACUCUCUCAGGAGCAGUGUUUGGAUGGGGGCGCAACAAGUUUGGUCAGCUGGGUCUCAAUGACAGCAAGGAUCGGUAUUUCCCAACUUUGCUGAAGUCCCUCAGAUCGCAGAGAGUGAUUUACAUCGCCUGUGGAGAGGAUCACACGGCAGCACUGACCAAGGAAGGAGGUGUGUUUACAUUUGGAGCAGGGGGGUACGGACAACUCGGACAUAACUCUACAAACCAUGAAAUCAACCCUAGGAAAGUGUUUGAGCUCAUGGGAAAUGUUGUCACGCAGAUUUCAUGUGGAAGGCAGCACACGCUCGCUUUCACACCCUCCUGUGGAAAGAUGGACUCAUUUGGGCUUGGUGGUAACGGGCAGCUUGGUACACGCUCCACUUGCAACAGAAAAAGCCCCGCCCCCGUGAAAGGCCCCUGGGUAGCCUCCAGUUCUCCAGCGGAUAUAGACUCGGAACAGGGCUGUUGUGUCAAGAGGAUUUAUGCCGGAGGAGACCAGAGUUUUGCUCACUACUGCACCAACAAUAAACUCCAGGACAUAGAUGACGUGAGGAUACAAGAUCCCCACAGGAAGAUUUAUACAUUGAAUCAGGACAUCAUAGACAAGUGGUUGAACCACUCACCAGGAAGACUCCCACAAGAAAUCGCCAAUGAGAUUGACCUCGUGUUCUCCUCAGCAAGCUGCCUCAAUGGAUCUUUUCUGUCAAAGAGUCAUCCAGAUCACUACAGUACCAGCAGUAAAUGUUCAGGGGUGGAUAUGAACACAGCCCGACUCCUGUUUCACAGACUGGUUCAGCAAGAUCACCCUGAGAUCGCUCAGCAGAUCGCUGCCAGUUUGGAAAAGAACCUAAUUCCCAGACUAAGCAGCUCUCCUCCAGACAUUGAAGCCCUGAGACUCUACCUCACUCUGCCAGAAUGCCCUCUCUUCAGUGACCGAAAUAAUUAUGUGACUAUCUCUAUCCCAUUUGCCAAAUCACUCCUCAAUUUGAAAGAGGCUCCACUGAAGGUGCUGGGAAACUGGUGGUCUACGUUUGAGUCCCAGGUCUUCCAGCGGCUGGUUGAGUUGUAUAAGGAAGUGGUGGUGUAUCUGCUUCAGAUGCACAAGAUGGGCAUUCCUUCGGUAGAGCAGAGAAUUUUCACCUGUUUUCUGGACACGUCUCUCAGACUACUGGAGAUCCUGCACACGGUGAGUGAGAGAGCAGGACACAUCAUUCAGUAUGAUAAAUUCUACAUCCAUGAGUUGGAUGACUUAAUAGACAUCAGAAAUGAUUACGUCACGUGGAUUCAGAGGCAGAUGUACCCAAUGGGUCAUGACGGUGUGGUGACUCUAUGCAGGUAUCCCUUUGUAUUUGAUGCCCAAGCAAAGACCACACUGCUUCACACUGAUGCUGUCAUACAGAUGCAGAUGGCAGUGGACCAAGCACAGAUGCAGAACUUCAGCUCUAUGUUCCUGCCAGCGGUGGAAUCUGUCAACCCGUGCCUCAUCCUCAUUGUUCGGAGAGAAAACAUUGUUGGAGACACCAUGGAAGUCCUCAGGAAGUCUAAGAAUGUCGAUUACAAGAAACCACUCAAGGUGAUCUUUGUGGGAGAAGAGGCAGUCGAUGCAGGAGGCGUGAGAAAAGAGUUCUUCCUCCUGAUCAUGAAAGAGCUGCUGGAUCCAAAAUAUGGGAUGUUUCGUUACCACGAGGAGUCCAGGCUCAUCUGGUUUUCAAACAAGACUUUUGAGGACAUUGACUUAUUCAACCUCAUUGGGGUCAUCUGCGGUCUGGCCAUCUACAAUCUCACUAUAGUGGAGCUCAACUUCCCCGUGGCCCUUUACAAGAAGCUCCUGAAGAGGAAGCCGACACUAGAUGACCUGAAAGAGCUAAUGCCAGAUGUGGGAAGGAGUCUGCAGCAGUUACUGGACUACGAAGAGGAUGACCUGGAGGACACCUUCUGCUUGAACUUCACAGUCACAGAGGAAAACUAUGGUGCCACAGAGGUCUUGGAACUAAUACCAGGCGGCGAAGACAUCAAUGUCAAUAAAUCAAACAGGCAAGAUUUCGUCAGUGCAUACGUAGACUACAUUUUCAACACAUCAGUGGCCCCGCUGUUCGAGUGCUUCUACGCUGGCUUCCACAAGGUGUGCGGUGGAAAAGUUCUAGAGCUGUUCCAGCCAAACGAACUGCAAGCCAUGGUCAUCGGCAACACCAACUAUGACUGGACAGAGCUCGAAAAGAGCACUGAAUACAAAGGGGAGUACUGGAAGGAUCAUCCCACCAUCAGGCUCUUCUGGGAGGUGUUCCACAGUCUUCCUUUAGAGAAGAAAAAGCAGUUUCUCUUGUUCCUCACAGGAAGUGACCGCAUACCCAUUUUGGGCAUGAAAAGCCUGAAGUUGGUCAUCCAGCCCACUGGUGGAGGGGAGCAUUACCUGCCUGUGGCCCACACCUGCUUCAACCUGCUGGACCUGCCUAAGUACACGAGUCGGGAAACGCUCCGGGAGAAGCUUUUACAGGCCAUAGAUCAUAAUCAAGGCUUUAAUCUGGCCUGAUUGUACACAGAAAUGCCUAGAACUCCAUGUCCAGACUGUUGAUGGCAACCACAUUCCCAAAUGUUUUGUUUGGCAGUCUGAAUGCUGCUGUAAGAAUUGAACACUGAGUGGAAAGAGGUGGAGGCCACAUGACAUUAGAACUGAUUAAGAGUUGGACUUUCACAGGAAAUCUUAACUUUGAUUUUCUAGCUUUUUUUCCCAUGCCAUCACAGUAUUUGAUGCUCUUAUUACAAGUUGAUUCACAUUUGAUAUUACUCUUAUAGAUAUGAUUUUAUUCAUGUCUGGAUAUGAGGAGUGUGAUGAAGCAAACUGCUAUGUAGAGAGAGAACAGGGUAUGCGUAUAGCAACAUCAACACCUGUGAAAUAUAGUGAAAUGCAGUAGCACUACCUUUCUGAAGCUUAGAACAUAAUAGUGAGAUGUUUCUGUCUGUACUGGUGAGAAAAACUACACUUUGGCCUAAAAAUGACCAAAUUUAAAUCGAUACCUCUCUGACAGGGUCCUAAUGAAAAUGUGACAUUUUAAGCUCCACUGUGGUAGUAGUUGCUGCAUGACUACUGCAGUUAAUCAUAUUAUAUUUUACAGGAGGUAAUGAUGUUGUGUCAACCCCCUGUGUAUUAAAUGUUUGAACCCAGACAAUGUAAACUAACUCUCUUUAUGUUUGACAUAAGUUUUGUUGUGACAUUUGAUUGAGAGCAAGCAUUUGCUUUAUAUCCAGCGUGGAUUUUCAUGGCUGUCCGCCUGAAAACAAUCCACAAAUUAAAAACUAAGUACAGCCACUGAAUCAGUGUGAGUUACUUUGGGGAUAAAAUACUGUCCUUUAAGCCAUUUUUAAGAGAUGUUUGGAUCAUCACUUUAUUGCAACUUGUUGUUUUUGGGUAUUACAGCAAAAAGUUGUUUUAACCAGAACCAUUUUACUUUUUGCCCCUUAGAAUAAACGUUCUACCACAUCUGAAAGGACCAGUUUAUAGGGUUUAGUGGCAUCUAGUGGUGAGGUUGCAGAUUGCAAUAUACUCCUCGCCCCAACCCUUUCUUUCCAAGCAUGUAGUGGGACCUAUGGUUGCCCUCAGGGAAUGUAAAAAUAUGACAGGCCCUCUCUUGGGCCAGUGUAUGGUUUGUCUGGUCUGGGCUACCAAGGAAACAUAGUAGGUGAAACUUGGUGGGCUCCACAGAAGAGGACCCGCUCCCUCUUGAGAUAUAAAUGGCUUAUUCUAAAGACUGGACAAUAAUACUAGAUUUUUCAAAUCUUAAAGAGAUAAAUGUCAGAGACACACAGAACAUGUAAAACAAAUUUGACUGUUGUGUGUGGAGAGCAACGUUCUGGCCAAACAGCACAACACACGACUCUCAAAACCCGAAAUCUUGUAAAUCUCUCAUGAUCAAACGUAACUUUAGAGUAAACAAAUGUUGCAGGCAAUGGGUGAAAGAGCUAGCUGUUAGUUUUUACACCAAUUUUUACAGGAAAUUUUUGAAGAAGAAAAAAGAAAAAGUAUUAAGUCAUGGAGAUGAUGUGAACAUGGACUGAACAAGUUACAGCUGGAGGUGAGCAAAUUUCUUGGUUGAGUCCCAUUGAUAUAUUGCAUUAAAACCCUCUGAGACUCACGGGACCACCUGUGAUCCUUGGUAAUGAACAUGUUUAAUAUUUGUGAUUUGAAAUCAGUACAGCCAGGAUGAACUUCCAAGCAGAUGGGGGGACUCAAAAAACACUCCGUGCACCACAGGUAAAUCUUACAAGAUGAUCCUUAGAACCGUUAAGAAACUGGGGCUUUGCUGAUCAUUUUAGGGGGGGGGGGGGGG